AUGAAUAAAGUAAAUCAAAGUCCAUGUAGAACAUCUCAAGAAGUUUCAGAUCUUUCAAAAGCUUCUGCUAAUUAAAAGUUAUUAACUUAAAAAAUAAAUGAUUUAGAAAAUACUGUAAGACAUCUUGAAUUAACAAAUUAAAAAUUAACAGAUUAACUUAAUGAUUAAAACAUAGAAAUGAAUAAGGAAAAAUAAAAAUACAAAAAUUAACAGAAUACUUCUACUUAAAUUCAAAAUUAAAAGGAUUCUUAAAUUUAAAAAUUGAUUGAUGAAAAUUAGAAAUUGGUUAAAACAAUAUAAAAAAUAGAAACUGAUUUACGUAAACUAGAUAAAAUCAAAGAAGAAAAUAUCAAUUUAAAAUAAUAAAUUCAAGAUAAUUCAUAAGAAAUUGAAGAUUUGAAAUAAAAAAUACCAAAAAAUGAAGGUAAAUGGUCAUCUGAUGCAGCAUUAGGAAUUUUAGCAUCUAAAAGAAGCUAAGAAAUUUUAGUAUUAAAAAAUGAAAAUUAAGAAAUUAAAUAAAAGAAUUAAGAACUAUUAGCUAAAUUAAAUACUUUAUUAACAGAAAAUCAAUAAUUAUAAUCUAUUAUUAAAUCUGAUAAUCCAUCAUAAAGACUCAAUUCUUAGGCUAGCUCUACAAAAUAAUAUAAUUCUUCUAGUAAAAAAUAAGAUUAAACUAAUUACAUUUAAAAUGAAUAAUUAAAUCAAUUAUAAUAAGAAUUAAAAGAAGCAAAAAACACUAUUGAAAAAUUGAAAAAACUAAAUAAUUCUAAAUCUUCCAAUAACAAUACACCUAAUAAUAAACCACCAUAUUAUAAUAUUAAUAAAAGUAAUUCAAAUGAUAAGAUAUAAAAGGCUCAAUCUUUUAAUAGUUCUGAUAAUGAUAAAGAUAAGAAAUUAAGAGAUCUAGAAGAUUAUGUAAGAAAACUUGAAUUUGAAAAAUAAAAUAUAGCUUAAAGUAUUAGAUUAGAAUGUGCUUAAGAUAUAAAAUAAUUAUAAGAUAAAUUAAGAGAAGAAUAUGAAGCAAAGGCUCAAUUAGAAAGAGAAUAAGACAAAACAUCCUUAGAAGAAGCAAAAAAGUAAAGUUAAGAUAAUUAGAAAUUAUAAAUCACUCUCUAAAGAUAGAAUAAGGAAAUCUAAAAUAUGGAAAAAAAAUUAACAGGUAUUAUAUAAAUGUUUAAUUUAUUUAAUAGAGUUAUUAAUCUCAUAAGAGGAUAUACAAUAGAGUCUAUAAAAAGAGAAAUAAUUUUAAGAUUAUUUGAAAUAAGAAAAAAAUAGAUUAUAAGAUCAAUUAAAAGAAAAGUAAAAAGAAAUUAAUGAACACAAGGAAGAUAUUUUGAAAUUAGCUAAGGAAAGAUAAUAAUUGAAAGAUUAAUUGGAUAAAUUCAAAUUUGAAUCAAGAAUAAAUUAAAGUUAAACUAGUAAUAAACCAGUUAGCUAAAUAAGUGAGUUAAGUAAAAAAUAAAAAUGA
Paramecium primaurelia is the source of this 1468-nucleotide messenger RNA. The record is from the annotation of a GenBank genome assembly. Lineage: Eukaryota; Ciliophora; Oligohymenophorea; Peniculida; Parameciidae.